AUGGAGGUCUCAAACCUUGCCGCUCGCACCGAAACACUAUCCUGUGAAAACCUCAGAUUAGAGCUCCCUCCAAACCAAGACCCAUCCUUGGCACCAAAUCUGGUACUCCUAGCUAAACUCAUCUCGUCGAAACCCACCAGUCUCAACUAUGUCAGAGAAGUUGCACUCAAGGCUUGGAGACCAGUCUAUCCCAUGGAGGUAAGGCGGCUUGAUAAAAACAUAUUCAUGUUCUCCUUUCAACAUGAAGUUGACGCGCACAAAGUUUUCCAAGGAAGACCGUGGUCAUGUCGAGGUGGACACCUUGUGCUAAAAAAAUGGAGCCCGGAUGUCACUUGGCAAGAAGUAGAUUUUACAUCCUCUGCUUUCUGGGUUCAAGUUCAUGGACUCCCAACUCUAUGGAAAACGGAAGACAACCUGAAAAGGAUUGGUGCCAACAUUGGAAGAGUAUUAGACGUGGAUUUAAUUGGCGAGUCAAGCGGCGUCUGGAAGAGGUUCUUGCGUGUCCAGGUUGAGCUCCCAGUUGAUAAACCCCUCCUCCCUGGUUUCUUCCUCCCUCGUCCAAACAAAACCGAUUCCUGGAUUGGGCUGAAAUAUGAGAAAUUAGCAAACUUAUGCUAUAAAUGUGGAAUAAUCGGUCAUGAAGAAGAAGCUUGCUCAGGUAAUCUCUUCCAAUUUAGCAACCCCAAUGGUACACGUUUCAAAGCUGCUGGGCCAUGGCUAAGGCCUGGGAAUGAUGACACGCCGCUAGACACCACUGCCAAUAGCAGGCAAAACACUACCCCACCACCAUCUACCCCGACCGAAGAAGCUGCAACCACCAGCCCAGAAACGCCACUGACACCUACCUCAACGACUACGGACAGCAACCCAACAACUGUCCUUCACCCUGACAUGGGACCACAAACCAUGUGCGAGCUUGUACCUCAACACCUCCAAAAUACGUGGCAAUCAGCGAGGUGCACAGGUGCCCCUGAAACAGUGCCCAACUGUACGAAAGGGAAUUUUUUCAAAUCAGCUGAGCUGGAUCCUUCACAAGGUACAUCUAACCCUCUAAAACUCCCUCAAUCUGAGCCUUGCAACCAAAUGGGCCUAACCCAUAACACCCCACACCCCGAAACUUUGAACCUCAUUCGUUUAACCCCUGUCCAGAUUAGUCUAAAGCCCAUUCACAACUCAGAAAUAUCAACCCCGCCCCUCAAUAGUCCUAAGCCCGAUAUUUCAGCCCAACCCAAUGUCCCUUCUACACCCAACCAGCCCCACUUUUCCUCCUCUGACGAAAUAAACACCUCUACCAUUCCCCAUUAUAUCACAUCCACAACAUCUGAACCCCUAAAGACUCAAAUUCCUUCUCCCCCACCAACACACAAUCCUCUGAAAAGAAAGGUUUCUGACGAGGAACUAGGGCUUUUUGCGAAGAAAUUCAGGAAAGCAAUCUCAGGACCUGAACCUAUCUUCUUUGACCCUGGCACAGUCACUCUCAUCCCAUAAUCUGGACUUGAACAAUUCUUUCUCAAGGAGAAACAGGGAGCUGCGAAUGAUGUCUUUACCCAGAAGACGUUAUAAGAAGCUAAAAUGGCAUCCAUAUUAUUGGGAAUUUCAAAAAUGGUGGCGGUCCUUGUGGGUGUGUUUCUUGUGAUUCUUGCUUACCCAUCUUGUGAACCCCAAUUCAUGUUUCCCUUUGUGGCCAUCUCAUGGCUGCUCCGAGAUUUCCGGAUUCUGGUAGUAUCGAUAGAGGCUU
Quercus lobata is the source of this 1738-nucleotide messenger RNA. RefSeq lists its product as uncharacterized. The record is from RefSeq and is a predicted model, not a curated record. Lineage: Eukaryota; Viridiplantae; Streptophyta; Magnoliopsida; Fagales; Fagaceae. Bases 1 to 1488 code for a protein of 495 amino acids. The transcript has 2 exons.